Messenger RNA from Psammomys obesus (fat sand rat), 1647 nucleotides. Its product is annotated as intercellular adhesion molecule 5-like. Lineage: Eukaryota; Metazoa; Chordata; Mammalia; Rodentia; Muridae. Gene Ontology annotation, biological process: cell-cell adhesion. The transcript is spliced from 7 exons. Gene Ontology annotation, molecular function: integrin binding. The record is from RefSeq and is a predicted model, not a curated record. Bases 1 to 1647 code for a protein of 548 amino acids. Gene Ontology annotation, cellular component: membrane.
AUGAAAAUGCUUCUCUUUGGUGUCUGGACCCUGCUGGCCUUGAUCCCUUGUCCAGGGACCACAGAAGAGCUGUUUCAAGUGUCUGUUUGGCCAAAUCAGGCCCUGGUAGAGUUUGGACAAUCCCUAACCAUCAACUGCAGCACCACCUGCCCAGAGCCUGGGCCCAGUGGAGUCGAGACCUUCUUAAAGAAGACCCAGCUGAGCAGAGGGCCUCAGUGGAAGGAGUUUCUGCUGGAGGACGUCAGGGAGAACUCUGUCCUGCAAUGCUUCUUUUCUUGUUCGGGGGUUCAGAAGGAGACAACGCUUGACAUCACCAUGUACCAGCCACCAGAGCAGGUGAUCCUGGACUUGCAGCCCGAGUGGGUAGCCAUGGAUGAAGCUUUCACGGUGAAGUGUCACGUGCUCAGUGUGGCGCCUCUGCAGAACCUCACCCUCACCCUCCUCCAGGGUGACCAAGAACUGCACAGAAAGGCCUUCAUGGGUUUCUCUGUGGCAUCCCAAAGAGCUGAGGUCACCAUCAGUGUCAGAGCCCAACGGGAGAACGACAGGUGCAAUUUCUCCUGCCGUGCAGAACUCGAUCUGAGCCCACAAGGCGGGGGGCUGUUGCACGGCAGCUCAGCCACCAAGGAGCUCCGGAUCUUUGAAUUCUCUCAGAGUCCCCAGAUCGGGGUGCCAUCACUGCUGGAGGUUGGGAUGGCGGAGACUGUGAGCUGUGAGGUGGCUAGGGUGUUUCCUGCCCAAGAAGCUGUCUUCCACAUAUUCCUGGAAGACCAGGAGUUGAGCCCUUUCUCCUCCUGGAAGGGAGAUGCCGCGUGGGCCAGUGCCACCAUUCGGGCCAUGGAGACCGGCGGCCAGGAGCUGACCUGCCUUGUGUCCCUGGGUCCUACGGAGCAGAAAGUGAAGAAAGCAGUGCAUGUGUACAGUUUCCCUCCACCGAUUCUGGAGAUAGAAGACACUUACCCUAUGGCCGGGACAGAUGUUAAUGUCACCUGCUCAGGGCAUGUGUUAACAUCACCUAGUCCUACUCUUCAGCUCCAUGGAUUCCCAAAUCUCUCCGCUCCUGGGGAGGCUGUGUGGCUUCUGUUCACUGCCAAGGAGGAAGAUGAUGGCCGGAAUAUCUCCUGUGAGGCCUCUGUGGAGGUUCAGGGCCAACGAUUGGUCAAAACCACCGAGGUCCAGCUUCAUGUCUUAUACAAGCCGAGGUUUGAGGAAUCCGGCUGCCCUGGCAACCAGAUCUGGGUAGAAGGGAUGGAUCAGAUGCUUGCCUGCAUCCCAGAGGGAAACCCUGCCCCGGCUUUGGUCUGUGUCUGGAAUGGGAUGAUCAUUGACCUUGAUGUACCUCAGAAGGCCACCCAGAACCUCACGGGAACCUACUGCUGCACGGCCACGAACCAGCUAGGCUCUGUGAGCAAAGACAUUGCUGUUGUUGUCCAAGGACUUCGUGAAGGGAUCAGCUCCUCCACCAUCUUUAUCAUCAUCAUCUUCACCCUCGGCUUGGCUGUGAUCACCAUAGCACUAUAUCUGAACUACCAGCCCUGCAAAAGAAGCCAGAGGAAACGGGCACAUAGGCAGAAGGAGCAGAACAAAGAUGAGGAAAGUCAGUUUGCAGACAUACAGGCAGAAGACUGCAACUCACAUCACUGUUGA